Messenger RNA from Aspergillus sclerotioniger CBS 115572, 1104 nucleotides. RefSeq names its product Di-copper centre-containing protein. Bases 1 to 1104 code for a protein of 367 amino acids. Gene Ontology annotation, molecular function: oxidoreductase activity. The record is from RefSeq and is a predicted model, not a curated record. The transcript has 4 exons. Lineage: Eukaryota; Fungi; Ascomycota; Eurotiomycetes; Eurotiales; Aspergillaceae.
AUGGCGCCUUCACUAAUCCAGUGUGCCCUUCUAGGGCUUGCCGCCUCCCUGGUGGUUGAGACAUCCCCCGUCUCGACUUCAGGGAGACAACUGACUCAUACCCCGGCCAUUCGAAACACCUGUGAGCAUAUUAACUACAGGAAGUCUUGGAACGCCCUCAGCGACGCAGAAAAGCAUGACUACAUCAAAGCAGAGCUCUGCCUAAUGAGCCAUCCACCGAUAACAGGCCUCGUUGAAAACGCAACCAACGUCUGGGAUGAGUUUGCCAAUGUCCACAUCACCCAAGGCAACGACAUCCACUACGUCGGCCAAUUCCUCCCCUGGCAUCGAUACUACGUCCGCACUCACGAGCUAGCCCUCCAGAAUCUAUGCAACUACACUGGCGCACACCCAUACUGGGACGAGCUGACCGAUCUAAGUAAUGGGAACAUAUCCUCCUCACCCAUCUUCGACCCAGUCACUGGAUUCGGCGGCAACGGGACAGGAAGUAAUAGCUGUGUUGGCGAUGGAACAUUCAAGGACAUCGUGCUCUACAUGAGCAAUCACCACCAACGAGGAAACGAGUUCUGUCUCUCUCGCGAUCUCAGCCAGAGUAGUUUCUCCACGGAAGCUGCAUCUAACGUCGAGACUUGCUUCGGGUAUGCGAACUAUACCGAUGCUUGGCAAUGUUACAACGGCAACCCCCACAGCGGCGGCCACGGUGGCGUCGGCGGCCUAAUGCUCGAUCCAAUCGACAGCUGCAACGACCCGCUAUUCUUCAUGCAUCACGCAUACCUCGACAAGCUAUGGUGGGAGUGGCAGAUGGCUGAUCUACCCCAUCGUCUGUACGAUAUGGGUGGGAAUAACACCGCUCCUCAGUAUAUUCUUGAUGAGGCUGGGCUGUCUCAGCCUGGGGCAGAUAUCUUGAACUAUGAUGGGGAUCCGGGAAGUACUACGACUUUGAAUCAUAAUCUGUGGAUGAAUUGGAUCGUGGCGAAUGCUACCGUUGGGGAUGUUAUGCGGUUGAAUGGAUCGGUUAUUUGUGCUGAGUAUGUGGUUGAUGAGAGAGCGAGGGUUUAUAAUACUAGUGUGAGGACGGAUGGGCAUUAUACGUCGGAGUUUUAG